AUGGCCCGAUGGCAGAUUCUGCUCUCCGAAUUUGAUAUAGUCUAUGUAAACCAAAAAGCUGUGAAGGGGAGUGCAAUAGCAGACUUCCUAGCCAGUAGAGCUUUGGAGGACUAUGAACCUUUGAAUUUUAGUUUCCCCAAUGAAGAUCUAAUGUAUGUAGCAAUUACUGAAGGAGACAUGUCUGAAGAUCAUUCUUGGAAAUUAAAUUUUGACGGAGCAUCAAAUGCCGUUGGAAAUGGAGUUGGGGCAGCAGCUAUAAACCGCGAAAUCAAAGUAUUAGAAGUGUAUGGAGAUUCUGCAUUGGUAAUUUAUCAGCUUAAAGGCGAGUGGGAAACGAGAGAUCCCAAAUUGAUCAGUUACCGAAAGUUAAUCCUGGAGUUAAUUGAAGAGUUUGAUGAUAUUACCUUUCAUUACCUCCCACGAGACGAGAAUCAGAUGGCUGACACCUUGGCUAUACUGGCUUCCAUGAUCAAAGAAAAUGAACAGGAGGAUAUGAAGCCAAUUCAAAUGAGUAUCUGUGAGGCUCUGGCUCACUGCUGUAAUGUCGAUAAAGAGGAAGAGAGAGAUGAUCAUCAUUGGUAUCAUGAUAUCUUACAAUAUGUGAAGAGCUAUGCGUACCCAGAUCAAGCAACUGAAAAUGAUAAAAGAACAUUGAGAAGGUUAGCCAGUGACUAUGUCUUGGACGGUGAGGUCCUAUAUAAGAAAAGAAAGGAUCAGGUGUUGCUAAGAUGUGUUGACGCUGUUGAGGCAAAGAAAAUUCUAGAGGAAUUCCAUGAUGGCGUUUGUGGGACACAUGCCAAUGGAGAUUGCAUCAAUUACGCUAAGAAGUGCCAUAAGUGUCAAAUUUAUAGAGACAAGAUCCAUGUGCCUCCUUCACCCCUCCAUGUUAUGACUUCCCCAUGGCCAUUCUCAAUGUGGGGUAUGGACAUCAUUGGGCCGAUUUCGCCAAAGGCUUCCAACGGACAUCGAUUCAUUCUUGUGGUCAUUGACUACUUUACCAAAUGGAUGGAGGCUGCUUCGUACGCCAAUGUCACAAAGUCGGCAGUCAGCAAGUUCCUGAAGAAGGAGAUCGUAUGUCGUUAUGGUAUGUCAGAAAGAAUCGUAUCUGACAACGCAUUAAAUCUGAACAAUAGCGCAAUAGCAGAAGUUUGCAUUUUACCUAUUGAGGUCGAAAUCCCUUCUCUCCGAGUUUUAUCAGAGUUGAAGUUAGACGAAGCAGAAUGGAUCCAAUCUCGUUACGAUCAACUAAACUUGAUUGAAGAAAGGAGGCUGAACGCUAUUCGUCAUGGUCAAAUGUACCAGAGGAGAAUGAUGCGAGCCUACAACAAAAAAGUUCGCCCUAGGGUGUUCCAUGAAGGGGACUUAGUAUUGAAAAAGAUUCUCCUUAUGCAAAAAGAUUUCAGGGGGAAAUAG
Messenger RNA from Gossypium arboreum, 1413 nucleotides. RefSeq lists its product as uncharacterized. Gene Ontology annotation, biological process: DNA integration. Bases 1 to 1413 code for a protein of 470 amino acids. The transcript is spliced from 4 exons. Gene Ontology annotation, molecular function: nucleic acid binding; RNA-DNA hybrid ribonuclease activity. The record is from RefSeq and is a predicted model, not a curated record. Lineage: Eukaryota; Viridiplantae; Streptophyta; Magnoliopsida; Malvales; Malvaceae.